Filobasidium floriforme is the source of this 1806-nucleotide messenger RNA. RefSeq lists its product as uncharacterized. Lineage: Eukaryota; Fungi; Basidiomycota; Tremellomycetes; Filobasidiales; Filobasidiaceae. The transcript has 3 exons. The record is from RefSeq and is a predicted model, not a curated record. Bases 1 to 1806 code for a protein of 601 amino acids.
AUGCCUGCCAAGGUCAACCACGAGAAAUUAGCCGAAGCGUUCCUCAUCUGGGCCGAAAACGCCCUCGGGCUGACAAAACUGGAAGAUUACGCUCAGAAGCACGACAAGGUCGUCUUUCUCGACGAGUUCGCUCGCCUUUUCGCUCAAAGGUACAAGUAUGCCUACAAUGAGAAACAGUCGAUGAGUUCUCCCGAAACUCCGCAGGGCCACAGGACCAGCUCUGACCAAAGAGGUUCUGGACGUGAGAACCAAAGAGUAGCAGCAUGGAUCACUGCAAAUCCGACCCGUCAUCAAGAACUCGCGACGGCUGUUCGAGAUGGGCACGUGAUCGACUGGCGUCACGUCAGCUUCGGGCAUGCCCACCUCAUCAGUUCAGGGGCUGAAACAGCACUCCUUUCGAUCCAAUUCGACGAAAUCGGAAUAGCACGUUGUAGGCUCAUGGCAUCAGCCGGGAACAAAGCUCAAGAAAUCGCCGUGGGGGGUAAUAUCGAUCUUAUCACCUGUCAAAUCCUUUUCUCUUUAUUGGCAAUCAAGGAAGGCAUGGCGUCAGGGGGAUAUACGUUUGAAACGAUGCCAAUACCCGUUCCUAUCGAGCAGCUGAUAGGCGACUUUUUCGACAACGUGUUCUUGAACCCCAACUUGAACACGCUGGACGCUUUCCAGACCGAAAUGUUGGCACAGUACGCUUCGCCAAGGAACCCGCACGUUUGCCGUCCGGAUCAGCCAACCAACCCGAAGAUCAUCCAUAUAGGGAAUAGGAAGUGGUUGCGGAAACACUCGGGCCAGGUUGUUUGGGAGAUCAUUACCCGCGUCUUCCACCUUCACAUGGCAGACAGGCCAUUAGAUGAAGACGGUUUGGAACGCGAACCAGUCCUGGACUUGGGAGUGUUCCAGGUGGAAGUGCGGACCGCAUGGUUGAGCUUUAAGGACUUCUCUAGAGUGGAGAUAGUUUCUGGAAGUUCUACUAUCCACACGAACGUCCUCAAUGACUCUACACAGCACGAGCUCACAGUUGGCAGCUCAAAGAUGACGUUCGGCGGGACCAGCACGAUCGACGGAACCUCACCGGAGACAAGACUGGCUGUUGAUCAAUGUCUCCGCAGAAGCAACAAUGCAGCGACGUGUUCAUACGAAGAUGCCAAGAGAAUCGCCAAUCACGACGAUAUCGAUAUAGUCACGGCUCAAGUCCUACUCGCUUUACAGCAGGUCCAGACAUUCGCGCUCGCCAGCAAAAAGCAUGCUGCUGAGGAUCCCAUUAGCAUAAGGAAAGGCUUGAGCGACAUCGAGAUUGACACACUGUUGCGAGCAUACUUCCUCACUUUGCUCGAAGAUGGGAGCUUCGAGGCAUUACGAUAUGAGCUAUACUCCAAUCUAGUCGUUAGAACCACGCGAAGUCACACAGAAUACCUCAAUCAGGAUGUUCUUGACCUUACUCCUGUUGGGAUAUGGUCUCGAGUCAGGGCGAAACGAGACCGAAACCAUGCUGUGUGGAUUUCCCUGGACGUCUCUAGCAUGGGACUUGACUCAUUCCGGGGAAAAGUUCAGACAAUGCGGAACCAUUAUCGGCUUCGUAUAAAGUUGAUGAGAGGCAACCGUCCUCGGUGGUUCACCGCUAUGCCUUCUGGGGAGGCGGGCAUCACGACAAUGGAGAAGCCGCAUAGCACUGGAAGACUGCUCUCGGUCUCGAGCAUCGCCGCACCGAUGAGCAACACUACAGCUGCCGCGAUCGGAGACUACGGAUCUCUCAGCGCAUCGACGGGAAAGUCGAAUUCCUUGGCCCCUCCCUCGUCGUCGCAAAGGCAUUAA